CCUCGCUAUAAUAAAUUAGUAGUGCCUGUAAUUGCUAGUUAUGUGGUCGAUUUCUCACGUGAGCAAGUCAUGUUUACAAAUUUAUAAAUUCGAGGUGUACAUCAUCAUUGCCUACUUUAAUUUUAUUUUCUAUCAGUGAUUGCACACGAUCAAGUGUUCGAUGGAAAGUUGAGAGAACGCAUUGAGGUUAAAAGACGUGGAUGUAAUGUCGGGCCGCAUACAUUUGCCAUUCAAAUGUGAGAUUUGUCAUGAAUCAUUUGUAGUGGAAAGUGAGCUUGAACGUCACAAGGACACAGAACAUAAUCAAAGCCAACCCUUCGAAUGUGAGAUUUUUUCGGAUUCAUUUGGACAAGAAAAAGACCUCGAGGGUCACAAUUACUCAGAACAUAAUCAAAGCCAACCCUUCGAAUGUGAGAUUUUUCCUGAUUCAUUUGGACAAGAAAGUGACCUUGAGGGUCACAAUUACUCAGAACAUAAUCAAAGCCAACCCUUCGAACGUGAGCCUUUUUCUGAUUCAUUUGGACAGGAAAGUGACCUCAAGAGUCACAAGGACACAAACCAUAAUGAGGAAAAACCCUUCGGAUGUGAUUUUUGUCAUAAGUCAUAUGGCCGCAAGGAUUCUCUCAAGGAUCACAUAAAAGCGAUGCAUUAUGGAAGCAAACUCUGCGUAUGUUACAUUUGUCAAAAAUCAUUUUCAUCCAAGACUUACGUCGAUAUUCACAUUGAUUCAGUACAUAAUGGUAACAAACCACACGAGUGUGAAAUUUGUCACAAAUCAUUUGGAUACAAGAGUGCACUCAAAAAUCACGUAAAUAGAGUACAUAAUCGGAGCAAUCCCUUUGAAUGUGAAAUUUGUGACAAAUCAUUCGGACAAAUAGCUGAACUUAAUUAUCACACAAAUUCAAAACAUAAGCAUUACAGACCCUACAAAUGUGAAAUUUGUUACAAAUCAUUUGGAUACAAGCAUGUACUCAAAAAUCACGUAAAUACAAUACAUAAUCGGAUCAAACCCUUUGAAUGUGAAAUUUGUCAUAAAUCAUUUGGAUCAAAAUGGAACCUCAAUGGUCACACCAAUAGAAAACAUAAUCAUUACAAACCCAACAAAUGUGAAUUUUGUCCCGAAUCAUUCGGCACAAAGGACCACCUCGACAAACACAUAAAAUUGGCACAUCCCUUUGAGACUGGUUAGCUACAAAUCACUUAGAUACUGGACUAAACUUGAAAACUACAAUUUGACAGCACAUAAUCUUGACUACCUGAGAUAAUUGUGAUAAAAGACUCUUACCUAAGUAUGUAAUGCAAUUUUAGAAAAUCGUUUAAAUAAAUAUCUUUUAAUUUCGUAAAAAA
Messenger RNA from Trichogramma pretiosum, 1347 nucleotides. RefSeq names its product zinc finger protein 525. The coding region runs from base 206 to 1189 and encodes 327 amino acids. The record is from RefSeq and is a predicted model, not a curated record. NCBI's taxonomy places the organism in Eukaryota, Metazoa, Arthropoda, Insecta, Hymenoptera, Trichogrammatidae. The transcript is spliced from 2 exons.